Messenger RNA from Spirodela intermedia, 4072 nucleotides. Lineage: Eukaryota; Viridiplantae; Streptophyta; Magnoliopsida; Alismatales; Araceae. The record is from the annotation of a GenBank genome assembly.
AUGUUCUCCAUGGGAGAUAUAGGUCUCUUGAAGCAAGGCUGGCAAUGGUUGCAGUCGCAGAAUCAGGCCAUCACGGGCGCCCAGGUGGCGGCCAACGGCGUCGGCGAUGCGCUUGCAUCUCUAAUCGACCAACACUGGCCUUUGAUUUUCAGUGGGUUCCAGAAACUUGGGAGCUUCCUGUUGAUGCUCUUGGUGCAGUGGAGAGAUUGUGCCGCGAGGGGCUUCCGGUCCCUGAUUGGUUUGGGCACGGCGGUGAUCUUCGUCAUCCUCUGGAGCUGUUUCCUCUGUUUGACGUCAACGUCUUGCUUAGUUUAUGCGCUUUUGAUCCUGGUCAGUAUCUCUCAUUUGCACUCUUCUCUUUCGGAUGUAUAACCGGUAGAUUUGGAUUCCGAGAUGUGCGCUUAAUAGACAAAUUCAUCGCAAAAUAUCAUGACAUUCGCAUAAUUUCUCUGAUUUCUAAUCCAAGUAGGAAGAUGGAGUAAUUAUGCUUUGUGGAUCUCUUACUCAAAACUUGCAGACACAGAGUGCUGGCUUCAUCCUUUUUUUUUUUUUCUUUUUCACCAAAGCAUUGUUCAAAUGUUUCAACACACUAUUCAUUUCAAAGAAUCAAACCUGGGUUUUGAAUUGUGUUGCUGUCUUCUUUGUGGCAUUUUUUUCUCCAUAAGUUGGCAGCCGGAUCACAUCGAUGUGGGAAACAGAAAUGGAAGGAGAUUUGUGUUGCAAUAUGAAGGUUUGACGAUUCAUAUAAAGAUGCAAUUGCAAAAUUCUUAAUAAACAGCCUAUGAUAAUGUCAGAGAGAGAAGAAAAAUGAUCUGAUACGUGCAUGCCAUACUUCCAUACUCAAGAUUCUGGGGCUUGGAUCUUGACUGUCUGAAGCCAGACGUGGUGGUCAAAAUAUAUUGAUCUAUAUGCCUGAAUGAUAAAUCGCAUGUCCCUCCGAGCUCUCUCCUAUCCAUGUUUUUCUUAUAACCUCUGCUGGAUUUUAUGAUUUUUUGACUGUUAUUUUUUUUGUCUAGUGUCGUUAUUUUUCCUUUGUUCUACAGGAAAUCAUGUUGAUAUAAAACCAGUCUCCUAGUUAUUGCUCCAAUCGCCUGCUUUGGUGUAUCUCAAUAGUUAUUGCUCCAGUCGACUGUUUCUGGUGUAUACGUUUUGAGUGUGAUGAUGGUUAACUUUUUCCCCCGCUUGGUGGUCUCAGGGGCCUGCUUGUGCUACAGUUCGAUAUCUGGGCUAUACACCUGGACUCUUCAUUGUUGGCCUGUUUGGAAUUUUGACCAUGUGGAUCUAUGGAAACUUCUGGGUCAACGGGAUGCUAUUUAUAGUUGGAAGUACGCCCCCAUCUUUAGUACAUUUACUGAAGCGCAUCAAUCAGAAAAAAGAAGAAGGAAAAAGUAAAUUGGAGAUGAUCAAUCAUCAUUAAAAUAACAAUAAAAUAAAAAUAAAAAUCAUAAUAAUGCGAUUUUUUUUCCCAUGAUAAUUGUGCAGGUUAUUUGCUCUUCCUGAAUCGUGCACGGGUGCUGGUCUUCAUGGUGGCUGCUUACUGUGUUUACUCUGUGUAUGCCCGGUUUGGGUGGAUUGGGAUAUUCCUGUCGGCAAACCUGGCCUUCCUCUCAAACGAUCUCCUGGUGGGCUUUCUCCAAAGCUAUGAGCGCACCCCUGAGCCCAUGCAGGACGAAGAGACCAGGAAACCCGAACCCGUGGUGGAUGACUUCUCCGAAGAUUGCGAGUUUUCUUCUUCGGCUGGUCAGCCGGAGGACGUGGACUCGGUCAAUCCCUGUAGAACGUCCACCUCGGAGAAUGCUGUGAAGAAGGAGAAGAAUAGCUCUCCCAGCAAGGCGGUGAAGUCUGAUCUGGGUUCGCUGGAGGAGAUGAGGAGGAUAAUGGGAAGCUUGAACCACUACGAGACGCUUGGAUUUCCCCAGAUCAGGGCCAUCGAUCUCGCUGCGCUGAAGAAGGAGUACCGGAAAAAGGUCAGAUCUCUAUUGAUUUUAGGGUUUCUUCACGGGGGGGGGGCGGGAUCAUCUCUCGCUCUUGGCUUAUUAUCAUCACGUGCUUCGUUCAAUAACACAGGCAGUUCUGGUCCACCCCGACAAAAAUAUGGGAAACCCUCUGGCGGGUGAGUCAUUCAAGAAGCUCCAGACUGCAUAUGAGGUAAGGCUGCUAGGCCCUGCAAUAAUGGCGCAUUUAUUGGCGGAGAUUCUCCUGCAACUGAGCGGUGGGCAACCUUCAGGUGCUGUCGGAUGCGACGAAGAGAAGAGGCUAUGAUGAGCAGCUGAGGAAGGAGGAAUCGAGGGUCAUCUCUGAGAUGUCUCGUUCUUCGUCCCCGCAGGUUGGUUCUUGCUGUUUUAUAGUUUCCAUCAUCUUCUUUUAUGAUGACCUCCGCCAUCGAUUCAACAGGACGGGGUGGAGUAUCGUCCUGAGGAAUCCAGGCGUAUAGAGUGCACAAAAUGCGGCAAUUCCCAUAAUUGGAUCUGCACCUACAGGAGCAAGGCCAGGGCCCGGUGGUGCCAGGUCAGGCUUCUUACCACAUUUAUUAAAUGAUGGAGUUUCUCCUUCUUUCCCCAUCUCUUCACGUCUCUUCGCUGUCUUUCCAUGGGUGGCCGGUGUUGGAUCAGGAUUGCCGCCAGCAUCACCCAGCGAGCGACGGGGAUGGGUGGGUUGAAUUAGGGUGCUCUGCAUUCGCUUCGAGUACUGGAAAGGUAUCUUAGAUUUUUCAUUUUUAAUGUCAAAAUCGAUGCCCAGGUUUAUCAUCUAUAUAUUUUCCUGUUUUUAAUAAGUGCAAUUUCCCAUUUUUUUCAUUAGAUCAGCAUUUAAUAUCAAGAUAACCCUCCCCCUUAGUUUUCAUUUAAUUAUUACGGUGGAUGAUCGGAAAAGAUGCGCGAUAAUAUCGGUCUUGAAUUAGUUAAACUCCCCAAAUUCAUGCAUUUGAGAUGCUUUGUCUAGAAAUCACAUGGACGGCUGUUGACUUUUGAUCUUAGAUCCUUUUUUUAUUAAAUACCAAGAAUGAUGAUCGGCAAGGAUACCUAAUAUUUAUGCUUUGGCCUCGAAUAAGAUAAAUGGCCCAGAUUCAUGCAUUUAAGAUGCUCCAUCAAGGAGUCUCUUGGAUGACUGCUGAGCUUCGAUCUUCGAUCUCUUCUAAAAUGCCAAGAAUAAUGAUCGAAAAGGACAGCUACUAAGAUUUUUUGCGUAUUGAAUAGUGAAGGCCCCAACUUCAUGCAUUUCAGAUGCUCCGACGAAGUCCUAUUGGGUAGCCACUGAUCUUCGAUCUUGGAUCAUUAUUUGAAUAUUAAGAUUCAUGACCGAAAAGGUAGCCAUUAAACUUUCUUCGGUUUUGAAGAAGUUAAUUGGCUCAAAUUCACGCAGUUGGAGUGCUCCAGCUAUCGUGCAUUUAUUUUUAUAUUGGGAUUGACGCUUGGAAAUGUGUUUGAGGUGAUGUGACGGAGAUUCUGGCUUGUUUUUCUCUUCUCCAGGUAGACAUCCCCCGUGCCUUUGUCUGUGCAGAGAGCAAGAUAUUUGAUGUCUCUGAGUGGGCCAUUUGCCAGGUCAGCUCCAUGCAUAUCCCCCCCCCUCUCUCUCUCUCUCUAGCGCAUCUCCUCCCUAUGAUUCUCUGCCUAUUUGUGUUCCACUGUUAAAGCUAUAUCAUGGAAAAUUAGGACAUACCCAAUGGGCCCCUGCCGCAUAUGUUUGUGUGUGCGUUGAUCUUUGUCUCUCUCUCUCUAGAGUAUGUAGGAAAGGAAAGGAAGUGAAGGGUUUGUUCCUGAUUUGGUUUUUGUUUUGAGGGGAUGGAUGGCAGGGGAUGGCGUGCAGGGCGAACACCCACCGGCCGAGCUUCCACGUGAACAUGGUGAUGGGGGUGGACCACCCCGCGAGAGGAGGCCUCGACGCGGAGAUGGUGGCCUCCGAGGAGGAGGAGGACGACGAGGCGUUCGAGGUCUGGUUCCAGCAGGCCCUCGCCGCCGGCCUCUUCUCCGACAAUCCCCACCGCCGCAAGUCCUGGAGCCCCUUCAAGAUCCCCGCCCCCAAGACCACCACCACCACCCUCCUCCGCCACCUCCGCAGAAGAUCCUGUAAAUAG